ACUCGAAUUUGUGAAUACAUGUAACUUGUAAGUACACGAUUUAGUAUUCAAACCUAUUGUGAAUUAUUUAGGCCAAGACGAGCUACAUCGUGAGAGUACAUCGUUUUCCAGCAUUUUGAUCAAACAGAGAUUUUUAUCGUAUGAACGGAUAUAUGUGGUUCGAGGAAAUAGAGUUUCCAUCAUGGCUGACACAUUAAAAAAUGUCAUCUCCCAGAGUACAGAGUGUCCUGUAUGUCUUUCUACCUUCACUGAUCCCAAGAUCCUGUCUUGUUCUCACACCUUCUGCAAGACCUGUCUGGACAACCUCUUGGAGUGCCAUGGUAAUUACCAGAUCCGAUGCCCUGUAUGCAGAGCUGUAACCCAGGUCCCAAACCAAGAUGUCAGCAAACUACAGGUAAAUCUUGCUUUGAGGAAUCUAAUAGAGGACAUGAAGUGUCAUCCUCAGAUUUGCACGAGUUGUAAAUCCGAUGACACGCCCAGUGCUGCUGUCUACUGCCAAGACUGUGGCAAGUAUCUCUGCACCACUUGCCUUAACACCCACUCUCAAUGGGGAGAUUUCAUCGAUCAUGAAGUCAUAGCCAUGAGUGAGAUAUCAUCAGGGAAGGUGACGAUACGUAGAUACCGGAAAUGCAGGAAACACCCAAAAGAAGACGAGGAGUGCUUCUGUUCCAACUGCAGGAGAUUCACAUGCUUCAAGUGUGUUGUCAUGGAACAUAAAGACGAAGCUAAGCACCAGGUCACGGAGGCAGCUGCUUAUGAGAACAGACACAGGGAGAGCAUCGAAGACAUAAAAUCAAAGGUGGAUGAGAAGGAAACAUGCUUCAAGAAGUACUUAAAUUUCAUCGAUGAACAGAGGAAACUUGUUGCCAAUGCUAAGAAAGGGUGUAUAGAUGAUAUCAACAAGGCUUACGAUGAUGCAGUCCGGCAGCUGACAGAGAGAAGAGACAUCCUGCUUGGAGAAGUCAAGGGAAAGACUGAAGGAGUAGUGAAAGAACUGGAAGAGAUGAAGACAUCGGCUCAGAAGUACAUCAACCAGUUGACGACCGUUGCUGACAUGGUAAUCAACAGAACAAAGAUACCGUUCGAUAUGGAUACUUUGGCCGCACACGACUCUCUGUGUGAGGAGAUACAAGAUGCCUUUGAUCAAGAGGAUCCUGACUACGAGAAACCCAGGAAAUCAAGCAAGAAAGGGAAAAGUGUCGGUUUUGAGAGACACGUUCGAAAGGACGACCUAAUUAUCGGUAAGAUUGUUAACGUAGAUGCAAAGGACGUCGCUUUGGCGACUAAGAAUAGCAUGAAUACCAUGAUUAGUACUCCAGACGGUAGGAUGGCAAUAGGGGGUCGUAAUGGUGGCAUCAACAUCUUCUCAUCUGACGGCGAAUUCCAACAGACAGUUCUCAAGGAUGUUAAUAUUCUUGCGGUAGGGUACCUCUCUGACGGUCGAUGUAUUGUGAUCGAUUAUGCAAACGAUAUCACACUGUACACGCCAGAAUACGUAAAAUUGAAUGUAAUGUUCGAGUCUUUGGGUAAAGAUGAAGGCGGGUUUCCUAAUCUCACUGUUGGUGGUGAUGAACUUAUCUAUGUAAGCUACAGAAAAGCCCAAAAGAUCCUUGUAUUUUCAGCAGCAGGUGGGCAAGCAGUCAGGGAGAUACCAUGCACUGGAUAUACGCCUGACCAAAUCACUAGUUACGAUGACACUCUUCUCGUUAAAACAGGGAAUACUUUACGAUUGAUAGACAAAGAAGGUGCUGUACAACAUACAUUAAUCAAAAAUGAAAGUUCAAUUCAUGCUGCUGUAUCUCAAGAUAACCUCAUCCUGGUAGCCACGGUGAAGCAUGAAGAAGGGUUAGUGAGUAUUGACGAGUAUACAAAUGAGCUUACACCCAUUCAAAACCUUGUAAAUGAUUACAAGAUUGAAAAGAAUGAUAGAGAUUGGUAUUGUCUCCAGCAAUACCGAUCAGGCGAGAUCGCUUUCUGCACACCUGAUAGACUCUAUAUAUUCCACUGAUAAUAAUAGAUCAACUUUGGUGACUUUACAGUGUUAUGGUAUCACUACAUAUCGAGGAAGGGGGGUAAUAACUGAAUUGUCCCCCUUUUUAAUGUUAUUCUUGAAACUGACUUAUACAGAUCAUUUAAUUAUACCUAAAAAAGAACUUGGUUUUGUUCAGUUAUAUAUAAAUUUAUUUCAUAUUAAUCGAAUUUCAGCAUUACGAGUCAACUAGAAUUGAUGGGUUUGGAUUCAGUGUGCUUGAAUUGGCUUCUGUAUUGCUUAGCUAGCAGAUGAGUGACGUGUCUAAAUUUAAUUCCUGGGUGGUGUUUCGGAAAGAUUUGAUUUAAUUGAUUAGAUAUCACCAAUGUGGUAAGAACAUGAAAUCAAAACACAUUUUUUUCUUUUAUCAUGUUUCUACAAUGAUUAUUUGAAAAUGCAAUGCAAUGUGGUACAACAGUCUAGGCAAGGUAGAUCAGAAAAGUUUAGAAUAUUGUAAUUGAAAGGACACAAUCAACCACUACCAAAGACACAAUCAUGUUGAGAACAUGCAUUUAUCUUGAAACAUUUAAUUGUCUUCGUUGAAGUGAGGUCUUAAAAAUUUUGUAUUACACCCCCGGACUACUCCAUAGAAAAAAAAAUCUUCUAUUCAAAUGUUGGUCAUUGUACAUGUAACGUAUAUAAAAAAAAAAUAGCAUGGACAUAACACCAGAAAUAGUUUAAUUUCGUUGUACUUACUGACUCAAGAUAAAUGUUUAGAUAUUUUGAUUGUCGAAUUCCCUCCCUGAAAGUAAUAGAUUAAUUAAAAACAAUCACACUUUG
Molecule: messenger RNA, 2809 nt
Organism: Lytechinus pictus (painted urchin)
Lineage: Eukaryota; Metazoa; Echinodermata; Echinoidea; Temnopleuroida; Toxopneustidae
Product: tripartite motif-containing protein 2-like
Exons: 2
Coding region: 182-2008 (608 amino acids)
Biological process (GO): protein monoubiquitination
Molecular function (GO): ubiquitin protein ligase activity; zinc ion binding
Source: RefSeq, a predicted model, not a curated record